AAGUCUCCGAUUGACGUUAAACGGACGUUACUGAACCUAAAACAGGCUCGGUUUUCUUACCCGAGGCUAUAAAGCAGAUACAGGAUCUAUAAUAAAAGAUAGAAAAAAAAGAAGAAAAAUCCAUCAAAAUCUUCCAAAUCGAAGUUUGAAUUUCUUGUUUUCCCUUUUCUCUGACCGAUUACAAGAGCGGUUUCAGCCUUUCAGGAAUGGGUGAUCACCUGGUUUUGUGUGUGGACCGCCUGAUAAAACCUCAAACUCUGCAAUCGCUGCAAGGAACUGAAGUCUCAGGAUCAUCUGAGGGUGGGGAUGAGGGUUCUUGCAGUCACACAGUCGAUCCGUCCACUUCCGCCCUUGAAGAUAAGGGGCUGGAGGAACAUCAUGGGCCGGAGGAAGAAGAACCACUCAUUCAGACGGUGGAAUGCCGCAUUUGUCAAGAAGAGGAUAGCAUCAAGAAUUUGGAGGUACCUUGUGCUUGCAGUGGCAGUUUGAAGUUUGCUCAUAGGAAAUGUGUUCAACGAUGGUGCAAUGAGAAAGGAGAUGUAACUUGCGAGAUCUGUCAUCAGCCUUAUCAACCUGGCUAUACUGCUCCACCUCCUCCACAGUCUGAGGAUGCUACAAUUGAUAUCAGCGAGGGUUGGACAAUCUCUGGUACUCCCUUGGAUUUAAAUGAUCCUCGACUUUUGGCAAUGGCAGCAGCAGAGCGCCAUUUUCUGGAGGCUGAGUAUGAAGAGUAUGCUGAUACAAAUGCCAGUGGAGCUGCAUUUUGCCGCUCUGCGGCCCUAAUUUUAAUGGCUCUUCUACUUCUGAGGCAUGCGCUGAACAUCACCAAUGCCGAUGGGGAUGAUGAUGCUUCCAACUUUUUCUCGCUUUUCCUGCUUCGAGCUGCUGGUUUCCUUCUCCCUUGCUACAUUAUGGCCUGGGCUAUCAGUAUAUUGCAGCGUCGAAGACAAAGACAGGAAGCUGCAGCAGCAUUGGCAGCAACCGAAGUUGCAUUUAUGCUGCAGGCUGGGCAACAUAGAGGCUUGCAGUUUACAAUAGCACCGGGACCUGCAGUGACUCCACAUCAGGAGCCACUUCAAUAAUUUGGGGUUCAUCAACUCUGGUAAGCGUCUGCAUAUAAGAAGAGGGUGUGUUACAACUGGAAUUUGAGUGUAUUGUUAUUAGCCUUACAAACUAUGGACAGGAAAAAAUUAGAGGGCCGUGUUUCUGUGCCUGUCAAGUUGUAUCCUUGGUGGGUUUAUUUGAAAAACCCAGAAGGUUCACGUUUCCCUUUUUUUCCUUUUUGUCUUUUUUUUUUUUUUGUUUUUAAUCUCUACAUUAUGUUUGUACAUAUAUGUUGGGUCUCACAGCAUAGUACUUUUGCUACCUUGGAAACUUAUUAUGUUGGUAGAGUUACCUACAGAUUAACAAACCAUUUUGAAUGUCUCUGAACCAUGUGAAGGUAAAGCAGAUUAUUCAUGCCUGUACUAGUUUAUUAUCUUUUAUCAUCAUUUAACUGAAUGGAACAGUUAUUCUGAA
This is a messenger RNA of Vitis vinifera (wine grape), 1518 nucleotides long. RefSeq lists its product as uncharacterized. Gene Ontology annotation, molecular function: ubiquitin-protein transferase activity; zinc ion binding. The transcript has 8 exons. Gene Ontology annotation, cellular component: membrane. The coding region runs from base 207 to 1082 and encodes 291 amino acids. NCBI's taxonomy places the organism in Eukaryota, Viridiplantae, Streptophyta, Magnoliopsida, Vitales, Vitaceae. The record is from RefSeq and is a predicted model, not a curated record. Gene Ontology annotation, biological process: protein ubiquitination.